AUGAUAUUAUAUCGCCAGAAGGUGAUACCGCUUCAAGAUGAUGCCACUACAAGCUGGUACCGCUUGAGAGGCAAUACUGCUUCACGUUUAUAUCGCCUGAAGGUGAUACCGCUUCAAGGUGAAGACAGUGUUCAUGGCAUUGGGCAGGGAGAUUGGUGCAGGCUCCAGUACCCGCCCACCGGUGACAGUGGUGCAGGCUCCAGUACCCGCUCCACCGGUGACAGUGGUGCAGGCUCCAGUACCCGCCCCACCGGUGACAGUGGUGCAGGCUCCGGUACCCGCUCCACCGGUGACAGUGGUGCAGGCUCCGGUACCCGCUCCACCGGUGACAGUGGUGCAGGCUCCGGUACCCGCCCCACCGGUGACAGUGGUGCAGGCUCCGGUACCCGCUCCACCGGUGACAGUGGUGCAGGCUCCAGUACCCGCCCCACCGGUGACAGUGGUGCAGGCUCCAGUACCCGCCCCACCGGUGACAGUGGUGCAGGCUCCAGUACCCGCCCCACCGGUGACAGUGGUGCAGACUCCGGUACCCGCUCCACCGGUGACAGUGGUGCAGGCUCCGGUACCCGCUCCACCGGUGACAGUGGUGCAGGCUCCGGUACCCGCUCCACCGGUGACAGUGGUGCAGGCUCCAGUACCCGCCCCACCGGUGACAGUGGUGCAGGCUCCGGUACCCGCUCCACCGGUGACAGUGGUGCAGGCUCCGGUACCCGCCCCACCGGUGACAGUGGUGCAGACUCCGGUACCCGCUCCACCGGUGACAGUGGUGCAGGCUCCAGUACCCGCCCACCGGUGACAGUGGUGCAGGCUCCAGUACCCGCCCCACCGGUGACAGUGGUGCAGGCUCCAGUACCCGCCCCACCGGUGACAGUGGUGCAGACUCCGGUACCCGCUCCACCGGUGACAGUGGUGCAGGCUCCGGUACCCGCUCCACCGGUGACAGUGGUGCAGACUCCGGUACCCGCUCCACCGGUGACAGUGGUGCAGGCUCCAGUACCCGCCCCACCGGUGACAGUGGUGCAGGCUCCAGUACCCGCCCCACCGGUGACAGUGGUGCAGGCUCCAGUACCCGCUCCACCGGUGACAGUGGUGCAGGCUCCAGUACCCGCCCCACCGGUGAUAGUGGUGCAGGCUCCAGUACCCGCCCCACCGGUGACAGUGGUGCAGGCUCCGGUACCCGCCCCACCGGUGACAGUGGUGCAGGCACCAGUACCCGCUCCACCGGUGACAGUGGUGCAGGCACCAGUACCCGCCCCACCGGUGACAGUGGUGCAGGCUCCAGUACCCGCCCCACCGGUGACAGUGGUGCAGGCACCAGUACCCGCUCCACCGGUGACAGUGGUGCAGGCACCAGUACCCGCCCCACCGGUGACAGUGGUGCAGGCUCCAGUACCCGCUCCACCGGUGACAGUGGUGCAGGCUCCAGUACCCGCCCCACGGGUGACAGUGGUGCAGGCUCCAGUACCCGCUCCACCGGUGACAAUGGUGCAGGCACCAGUACCCGCCCCACCGGAGACAGUGCUGCAGGCACCAGUACCCGCCCCACCGGUGACAGUGGUGCAGGCUCCAGUACCCGCUCCACCGGUGACAGUGGUGCAGGCUCCAGUACCCGCCCCACGGGUGACAGUGGUGCAGGCACCAGUACCCGCCCCACCGGUGACAGUGGUGCAGGCUCCAGUACCCGCCCCACCGGUGACAGUGGUGCAGGCUCCAGUACCCGCUCCACCGGUGACAGUGGUGCAGGCUCCAGUACCCGCUCCACCGGUGACAGUGGUGCAGGCUCCAGUACCCGCUCCACCGGUGACAGUGGUGCAGGCACCAGUACCCGCUCCACCGGUGACAGUGGUGCAGGCUCCAGUACCCGCCCCACCGGUGACAGUGGUGCAGGCUCCAGUACCCGCCCCACCGGUGACAGUGGUGCAGGCACCAGUACCCGCCCCACCGGUGACAGUGGUGCAGGCUCCAGUACCCGCCCCACCGGUGACAGUGGUGCAGGCUCCAGUACCCGCUCCACCGGUGACAGUGGUGCAGGCUCCAGUACCCGCUCCACCGGUGACAGUGGUGCAGGCUCCAGUACCCGCCCACGGGUGA
Molecule: messenger RNA, 2091 nt
Organism: Procambarus clarkii (red swamp crayfish)
Lineage: Eukaryota; Metazoa; Arthropoda; Malacostraca; Decapoda; Cambaridae
Source: RefSeq, a predicted model, not a curated record